This is a messenger RNA of Nicotiana tabacum (common tobacco), 1343 nucleotides long. RefSeq lists its product as uncharacterized. The record is from RefSeq and is a predicted model, not a curated record. Lineage: Eukaryota; Viridiplantae; Streptophyta; Magnoliopsida; Solanales; Solanaceae.
UUGUAUACUCAGAUAUUCCAGUGAACAAAACGACCAAUUGAAAAAGAAAAGUUUGAAGCUAAAAGAACUUUCUGCUCGAUGGCAUGUUUCUCUCUGGGCGCAUAUUAGCAAACCUGCGCCGUCCAUGGGGAAGAGAGCACGCAAACCAUCUCAGAAAGCACUAAUGGCUCAAGCAAGCUUGCAAUUGCAAAGCAAUGCUCAGCGGGGGAAAAGAGGUAGUGAAGUAAGAGAGAAAGAGGCUACUACUCCUCAAAUUAGGGCAAAAAUCAGUGAAACAGUGGUGCAACCAAAUGAAAAUGCUAAGCAAAAACAGGUAGAAGCUCAACAGAUCUGGAAUGAAGUCGCACAACCACCACGAAGCAGCAGCUAUGCGGAAUCAGCAAGUAAAGGAAGGAAAUCAUGGGCGGAUGAAGUUGAGGAAGAAUUAGCAAUGCAAAAACAAAAGAAAUCUGUGUGGGAGGACUUCGAUUUGUCAAAAAUUUCUAAUGCAAGAUUCAAAUUGGAAUAUGUUGCUCCCAAAACUCAUGGUGAGUCUCCAAUUGUUGAAAUUGAGCUAGAUGACAUAAGCUCUGAAAUUGAAUUCUGGAAAAAUGCUGAUGUAUGCUAUGUGUUAGGGGCACAUCCUCCAUUUGCAGUAAUACAGGGGUAUAUUCAGAGACUUUGGGCAAAACAUGGUAUUAAUAAGAUAUCAAUGUUGAAGAAUGGAGUCACACUUGUGCGAUUUGAUUCUGAAAUUGGUAAGAAUGAGGUCAUACAAGGAGGGAUUUAUCACUUUGAUAAUAAACCUUUUAUAGUGAAGGCAUGGAGUCCUGAUCUAGAGUUCACCAGGGAGGAGUUGCUUACGGUUCCGAUUUGGAUAAAAUUUCCAGGGUUCGAUUUUAAAUACUGGAGCCCUAAAGGCUUGAGCAAGAUUGGUAGUCUAGUUGGGAAACCAUUAAUGGUGGACCAAAAUACUGAAAGGAAGAAUGGUUUGAAUUUUGCAAGGCUGCUAGUUGAAGUGGAGAUGGACUCAAAACUACCUGAAGUGGUGUUGUUCCGGAAUGAAAAGGGACAAUUGGUAGAACAAAGAGUUAGCUAUGAUUGGAAACCAACAUUGUGCACACAUUGCUCAAAGUAUGGUCAUUCAGAAAGUAUAUGUAGGAAGAAACAUCCAGUAACGCUAGCAACACAACAAGAACAGAAAGGGAAGCAAACAAACAAAGAUGAUAAGGUGGAUAACCAGCUUGCAGAGAUAAGAUCAGAUAAAAGGAUGGACAAAGGUAAAACAAAAACUGUUCAAGGCGAGGAAAGGCACACAAGUACUACUAGUAGUUCCAGUUGAGUAACUCCGAUGAAAAUUGGUA